AUGAAACUCCACUUGUCCUCUUCCAUACUCCUUCUCCUUCCUGCCAUCACAGCUGCAUCGGCAGACAUCAAACAAGCGACUCCCUCAAGUGUCCAAAUAUCGUCAUCCGAUCUCGGUUCCCGCUACAUCGAUCCAGACUCAAUCGCCUCCAGUAAUGUCGCCAAAGGGUCGCUGGACGUCCCUGUGGACGGCAAAGACGGCAGACCGCAUGCAGGCCCUUGGGUAGAGACUAAUGCCGAGCGUGACCGCAAGAGCAACAAAGGCAGCGAUGAAAUAGACCUUGUCUCGACAAAAUUCGAGACGAAGAUCCCUUCGUCUCAGCAUCUCAACACGGAGGAAGGGAAAAUGAUCCCGCAUUCCAACGGUGGCGUGAUGGAUGACCCGAACCGGUCGGGCCCCAAGGAAGGCACCAGGGGCACCGAGGGUGGCGUUUCAGAGAAAGGAAAAGAGAAUCAGUAUGCAGAGAAGGUCCCCGGAAGUCCCAAGGAGGCGCUGCCGCUGCCGCAGAGCGAGAAACAAACACUGCCAUCCGACAUCGACGCGACAAGUGGAAGUGGUAGCCGGACUGCGGAGGGUGCAGGAAGCCUUGGAAUGUUGGAGAAACCGGCCGAUCUUCCGGACACUCCUCACGAUAUCCCGCACCCUAAGUCGCCUUCUCAGGCCAAGGACGACCCUUUGGCCAUCGGCCAUGGCUCAGCUGGCUCCUCGUCGGGCUCACAUGCCAGUUCCACCUACGAGAAAACCUCAACCUCCCUCGACGACGGCGAUGGACUCCACUCUCUUAUUUUCGCGUUCACCAUGAUCAUUGUAUCAGAAAUUGGUGACAAGACCUUCCUCGUCGCUGCCUUGAUGGCAAUGAGACAUCCCCGCCUAGUUGUUUUUUCCUCUGCCUUCUGUGCUUUGGCUGUCAUGACUGUCCUGUCUGCCAUCCUUGGUCACGCCGUUCCCACUCUGAUUCCCAAAUCUGUCACAAAGCUCAUGGCUGCGGUUCUUUUUCUCAUUUUUGGUGCGAAGAUGGGCAAGGAAGGCCUCGAGAUGUCUCCGGAUGAGGGUGUGGGCGAGGAAAUGCGUGAAGUUGAGAUGGAGCUUGAGGAGAAAGAGCAAGAGCAGUUGCGCAUGGGUCGUCGUCGCUCCUCUAUCACCCCUCACUCCUUGGAGGCUGGUCGCGUCGGUGGUCGUCCUAAGUCGCGCGGCUCAGCCAACCGCUUGCCUUCACCUCCAGAGAGUAUUUCCUCCUCUUCGUCUCGUGGAUCGUCUCCCCACCCCCAGCGUCGCUUGAAUGACUUUAUGGUGGGGAUCAGCAAUCUCUUCUCUCUGCUUCUCAGUCCCGCAUGGGUGCAAACCUUUGCCAUGACUUUUCUUGGUGAAUGGGGUGACCGCAGUCAAAUCGCCACUAUCGCCAUGGCUGCCGGUCAAGAUUACUGGUGGGUGACUGUUGGCGCGAUUACCGGCCAUGCGAUCUGUACCGCGGCCGCUGUCAUUGGUGGACGAGCCAUCGCCGGUCGUGUCAGUCUGCGUGUUGUGACUUUGGGUGGUGCUACGGCAUUCUUGGUGUUUGGCGUCAUUUACAUGAUAGAAGCUCUUUACUAA
Messenger RNA from Penicillium macrosclerotiorum, 1590 nucleotides. RefSeq names its product TMEM165/GDT1 family protein. The record is from RefSeq and is a predicted model, not a curated record. Gene Ontology annotation, biological process: calcium ion transmembrane transport; Golgi calcium ion homeostasis; manganese ion transmembrane transport. Gene Ontology annotation, molecular function: calcium ion transmembrane transporter activity; manganese ion transmembrane transporter activity. The coding region runs from base 1 to 1590 and encodes 529 amino acids. Gene Ontology annotation, cellular component: Golgi apparatus; fungal-type vacuole membrane. NCBI's taxonomy places the organism in Eukaryota, Fungi, Ascomycota, Eurotiomycetes, Eurotiales, Aspergillaceae. The transcript has 3 exons.